Molecule: messenger RNA, 555 nt
Organism: Peniophora sp. CBMAI 1063
Lineage: Eukaryota; Fungi; Basidiomycota; Agaricomycetes; Russulales; Peniophoraceae
Source: the annotation of a GenBank genome assembly
AUGUCGCAGCAACAGCGCCCUCAGUUCUCUCGUUCUUCUACUGUCUCUACGACCGCGCCCAAGACUCGUGGUCGCCCAGCUCAGCCACGUCCCGCUGCUAGCGUUCGCUCGUCUUCAGUGGCGACAUCGUCGGCUCGCAGCAGCAGUUAUGGGCCCGGCGGCGGUAACUACGGCGGUGCGAGCCCUCUCGAUGCGGUGAUCAACAACAUCGACCGCAUUCGCCUCAAAGACAAGCAGCCCGCGAGCUACACGUACUACGGCUCGCCUCUGCGCUUGGGCGGUGGCGGUGACACGAUCUACACCUACUACGGCCAGCCAUUGCCGCAUUGCCGCGCGAAGAUGGAUGCGGAGCGGUACCAGACCAUCGACAAGGCUAAUGGAUGGGGGCCGUACUCAUCGCAUGGAAGCGGAGGACCGCCGUCGAGCUCGAGGCGCGAUCCUAAUGGGCCGCCUGAGAUCUCGCGGCCUAAGACGCUGGACGCUAUUAGUUGUCGCUUCAUGAAUGUGCGCGAUGUUGGGGCUAUGGCGCCCGGUCAUCUAUCUUUCUUACUAUAG